Messenger RNA from Suillus plorans, 480 nucleotides. RefSeq lists its product as uncharacterized. The transcript has a single exon. NCBI's taxonomy places the organism in Eukaryota, Fungi, Basidiomycota, Agaricomycetes, Boletales, Suillaceae. The record is from RefSeq and is a predicted model, not a curated record. The coding region runs from base 1 to 480 and encodes 159 amino acids.
AUGACUUCAGCAUCGAUUUCGAUUAUGUGGAUGACACCUAUCAACAUACAAGCUGAUGGACUGCCCAUGGUGCCUGAAACAGCACCAGAUGAUAUGGAUUCCAAAUAUCCAUUAGCCAAUCUCUGGAACAAGAUCAUCAGCAGUCGAACACUCCAGCUUGAUAAUGAAUUUCCGGACCUGUUUGCUGAACUGCAGGUGUCUGUUGCCUCAGGACAAAUUGCCAUCUCAACACCCAUCAUUCCCACUAACAAGGAGUGUGUCAUAUCCCGUAUUCCGGACCUACAUCUGACAAUAUUCCCACGCCUCAUCUGGACCUUCGGACACCCUAUCCAUGUCUCCAGUCCUCUACCCAUCCGGAUCCCUGCACCUCUGUACAUCCAUAUCUGCACAUCCACAUCCAGAUCCCUUUACCUCCGUACAUCAGACCUCCAUACCUCUGCAGCUAGCCUGCAUCAUUCAUCCUUUGUCCUAUCGCCCUAA